This is a messenger RNA of Teleopsis dalmanni, 531 nucleotides long. RefSeq lists its product as uncharacterized. NCBI's taxonomy places the organism in Eukaryota, Metazoa, Arthropoda, Insecta, Diptera, Diopsidae. Bases 106 to 450 code for a protein of 114 amino acids. The transcript has 2 exons. The record is from RefSeq and is a predicted model, not a curated record.
UGCAUAGAAGUUAUAUCAUUUAAACGCAGAGUUCGAGAAAGCAACUCAGAAAUACACAAAAGUUAAAAAUAUAUCUUACGGAUAAAAAAUUUAUACUUUUAUAAAAUGAAAUUAGUGAUUGUUUUCGUUUGCGCACUCGCAUUUACACAAGCUCAAAACAGCUUUGUUUUUACGGGUUAUCCACCAGUGCAAUUUUUCAAUGAUGUUAUAUUGCAAUCGCAGGCACAAAAAUUGCUAGCAACACCAGGAUUUCCUCUUGAUUUACAUCAACGAGUUGAGGAAAUUUUGACCAACUCUGAAGAAGAAAUAAAGAAUUGUGAUAAUACAAUUCCAUUCUGGUUUACAAUGCGUUGUUUAAGCUUGGCAGUAAAGAAGUCGAGUAACCAAUUGAAAGAAAUUGAGAAUGAAUUUAACGCAAGACUUGCAGCUGCUGCACCCCCUACUGCUUAAAAAAAUAUAUUUUAAUGUCAAUGUUAUUAUGGAAAUAUUAUUAUAUAAAAAGAUAGAUUAAAAUGGAUUUAAAAUAAAAAA